CAUACAUGUUUACACGUGCUGGGAUAGCGCUCGUAGUGCGUCUCGGCUUCCGAAAGCGGGCCACAGAACACCUAUACUCUCGCGGGCUACAUGUGUAUGGUGUGAAAUCGGCGGCUUCAUCAUGCCUUACAUUGCUUCUAGAAGUCUUCUGUCGAAGCUCUACGUCUUAGAAGGCGUUACAAGGAGCGCCGCGGUGCCCUGCCUGCCCGUCCUUCAAAGACGUGCUGCUAACGGGAAAGUCGAUUCGAAGUAUGAUGAUGAGGACGACAAGCCAUACCAGUAUACCACGAGCAACGCAGCCAAGUGGAAAGCCGCGCAGAGCUUUCGUGCGCCAGAAAACGACGCACCCCCCGCUCAGCGGUGGUCCGUGGUGGCGAGCAUUGCGGCAUUUCUCAUCUACUUCUGCAUCCUGCGUGAGGAGAAUGACUUGGAUCAACACCUAGCUCGUCCCAUCACAGAGACCAUACCGGAGCUCAAGGCGUUCGGGACACCACCUCCGCUGCCUAAAGAGUGGGUCCCACCAGCCUGGAGGGACUGACUGCAUUGAGACAGCAAAGGAGGACCGCGUCAAGUCCUUCUUUUUUCGUUCUUGGUGCCGAACUAGCCGUCCCACCUUCCAACACCGGCGCAGUUUCGAACGUUUCAAGCGUACUGGUAGUCUAGUCGGACACUUACUUUCGUCGGUCUAGAGCCCUGUGCACCUGUGACACGUGUUAGCUCAUUAGCACAGUUUGAUUGUGUAUUUGUGCCCGCACUGCUAGGCAUGGUUCACAUUUAUCGAUAUGAUAAGACCUGUUUCAAGGACUGACCUUGGUGACUUUGCAUUGUUUGCCUAGACACCUGUUAUAAUGUAGAUUCUUUGAAUACCGUAUUCACUCGCUUGAUGAAUGCACUCUUUUCCUUGAGAAAUCAGAGCAAAGUUGGGGGUGCGUUUAUUAUGCGGGGCACAAACUUAAUAAAAACUUUUUUGGAUUGUGGGGAAAUGCAGUAAUGCAAAAAAAAAGAAAAGUUUGGGCACUUAGCCUUUCGCAAUCAAUAUAUGCGUACGCUGUUUGCAAACUGCUUCUUUGUCGCACUUCGCUCAUCUUCGGUGAUUGAAAGCACUUUCUUCUGCAAGCUGUCUCUGCGCCGCCCACGCACUCCAUAAAAGCGUUUCGUGGCUUUCUUUUCUCGCAGUCUUUUAACCGCAACACAUGGUAUCUGCUGGGAUUUCGAGGGGCACCCAGAAGCGUGCGCUACAACACUGCUUUGUACUUUGCCAACUUUGUGGCAACCUCGCACGGCAACCGUGACGCCACCGUUGACAGUGCAGCAAGCCACCACGGAAGCAACAAACAAACCGUCGAUAACAAUAUUAACAAUACAGCUGCUGUCUCGCUGUUCUCAUAAGAAGUUAGUGAAUAAAAGGUAGCCGAUAUCAUGCAUUCCUUGAGUUAUGUGCAGAUAACAAGUAUGAAAAGCAAAUUGCUACCAAAGCGAGAAUCGCGGGUGCUACCAUGUUGUGGAAAUAGUCACAAUCUUUUCUGGGCGACAUUUUUAUUCUGGUUUUCGAGAAACCUGUGACGCGAUGGUGACGAAUGGCCCUUCGCGACAGCCAUGGCAGCAGCAAAUUCUGUCAUCGUUGCUGUCGCAGGCAUGUGGCCUGGCCUUAAAGUUUCGUAUUUUCAUAAAGCGACCUUCGGUUGGCGCAGGCAGUUUUCUGGCCUUUGCUAGCUCUGUGCUUAUCAGCUGCAAUGUGUCUACACUCGCACCGUUCGUGAGCGUCACUGUAGUGCACAGAUAAAAAUAGACAGGACGAGCCGCGCGCAAAUGGAAGGAAGAACAAUACGCCGCGCGGCAGCGGGCAAAGGGGGGAGGGCGCAAGCCGAGGUGGCCAGCAUAAAAUUAAAUAACGAAAGAAAUCCAACAAGCAAGGGGGUGGCAGCAAACGAGUGUAGGGGGUGCAUUUAUGAAGUGGGAGAAAAAAAUCCAGAUAGUGAUGACUGAAGUUGGAGGUGCAUUUAUUAUGCGAGUGCGUUCGUUACGCAAGUAUAUACGGUAAAUACUUUCUGCUAGCGACAGUAGUGAGUGCCUAUACGCGCUGGUGGUACUGCAAUGAAAUGUUCACUUCGCACUGAUCGUUGAAAUAGCUGGAAAAUGGUAAAUAUUGCCCUCUGUGGAAGUCAGAUCACCAUGGAUGUGCUAAGUGGACGAAGAAUGAGGAAUUGUGGUUUACUUGAACAAUGUACUUGUCCCAGAGCUGCAACUUUCUUUUCACCAAAAUUGGUCCAUUUCGUCGACAUGCACGAAACUUGCAAAAUUUAACAAAACAUUUUAGAGCAUGAAAUACUAAAGAAACAGUGUCAAAGCCGUAGUAAAUGCCACAGACGACACGUGCUACAUUUGGGUUUUGUGUAGGCGAACUCGCUCAUGAGUCGACUCACUCGGACUUUCUCAGAUUCAGAUUAGCCGAGAGUCUGAGUAGGAGUGAGUCCUGUAGCAGAAAAUAUUGGUGAGUCUGAGUCCAAGUGAAUCUAAAGCACGAAAUAUAUUUCUUGAAUGAGUC
This is a messenger RNA of Rhipicephalus microplus (southern cattle tick), 2545 nucleotides long. RefSeq lists its product as uncharacterized. The record is from RefSeq and is a predicted model, not a curated record. Lineage: Eukaryota; Metazoa; Arthropoda; Arachnida; Ixodida; Ixodidae.